AUGUCAAAGAGAAAAUAUGAAUCUGGUGCCUCAAAAAGGAAACGAAAAAUGCAAGAAGAAGUUUUUAUAGAUAAACAGAAAGGGUCGUUUUUAAAAUAUUUAACUACAAACAAAAAUGUUGAUAAUGAACAAAAACAAAUUAAUGUUGAUAAUGAAAAAGAACAAACUAAUGUUGAUAAUAAUGAUCAUGAAACAACUAAUAUUGAAAAUGAUAAUGAACCAACUAAUAUUGACAAUGAUAAUGAAAAAACUAAUAUUGAAAUUGAUAACGAAAAAACUAAUAGUGAAAAUGAUAAUGAACAAACUAAUAUUGAAAUUGAUAGUGAAAAUGAUAACGAACAAACUAAUAUUGAAAUUGAUAACGAACAAAUUAAUAGUGAAAAUGAUAACGAAGAAACUAAUAUUGAAAUUGAUAACGAACAAACUAAUAAUGAAAAUGAUAACACGCCUUUAAACAUAUAUGAUCAAAGUAGAUGGAAUAAUAUAAGUACUAAUUUAAGAGAUUUAAUCGUAGAAAAAGGUCCUAUUAAGAUUUAUGAUUUUAAAUUUCCAAAAGAUCAACAUUUAAGAAGCUUUAGUACAUCUCUUUACAUGCAAAAAAUAUCAAAUGGAGAAAAAUACGAACGAACAUGGUUGGUUUAUUCCAUAGAUGUAGAUAGAGUUUUUUGUUUUUGUUGUAAAUUAUUUAAUGUGAAUACAACUACAUGUACAUUAGCACAUAAAGGUAAUAAUGAUUGGAACAAUAUUUCUUGUAUACUAAAAAGACACGAAACAAGUAACGGACACAUUCUUAAUAUGAGGUCAUGGAUUGACUUAGAAAACAGAUUAGCAAAUAAUAAAACAAUUGACAAGCAAGUCCAAGAACGAAUAAAUAAAGAAAAAGAACAUUGGAAAAAUGUAUUAAAAAGAAUCAUUGCUGUAGUAAAAACAUUAGGAAAAAAUAAUUUAGCAUUUCGUGGAACAAAUGAAAAGAUUUAUGAAGAAAAUAAUGGUAAUUUUAUAACUAUAAUUGAAAUGAUUGCGGAAUUUGAUCUUAUUAUGCAAGAACAUAUUAGGAGAAUUAAUGACAAAGAAAUUCAUAAUCAUUAUCUUGGACACAAUAUGCAAAAUGAACUUAUUAGUUUAUUAGGAGAAGAAGUUAAAAGUAAAAUAAUUAAAAAGGUAAAAGAGGCUAAAUACUUUUCAAUAAUACUUGAUUGUACUCCCGAUACAAGUCAUAAGGAACAAAUGUCAAUUAUCUUACGAUGUUUAGAUCUUUCAACAACUCCAAUUGAAGUUAAGGAGUACUUUUUAGGAUUUUUAAUUGUAGAUAAUACAACCGGUAAAGGCUUAUAUGAUGCAAUAGUUGAUGAAAUUAAAAAUCUAGGACUAAAUAUAAAUGAUGUUAGGGGUCAAGGUUAUGACAAUGGAUCAAAUAUGAAAGGAAAACAUCAAGGUGUACAGAAACGAUUGUUAGAUAUUAACCCUAGAGCAUUCUACACUCCGUGUGGUUGUCAUAGUUUAAAUUUAGUAAUUUGUGAUAUGGCUAAUUUGUGUGAGAAAGCUAGUGAAUUUUUUGGAGUUAUACAACGAAUGAUUAUUUGGUAUGAUGUUUUGUUUGCUAUUAACACUGUUAGUAAAAGCUUGCAAUCAAAAGAUAUGUGUAUCGAUGAUGCUAUAGAUCAACUAAAUGGACUUUUGUGUUUCUUUGAAGAAUAUAGAGAAAAUGGAUUUGAAAAGGCUUUAGAUUAUGCAAAAGAAUUAGCUUUAGAAAUGAACGUAAAACCUAAAUUUCGUGAAAAGCGUAUCAUUCAAAGAAAUAGACGAUAUGAUGAAAAUGUUGCUAAUGAAACUAUUAAAACUCUUGUUCAGUUAUUUAAAACUGAUUAUUUUUUAUAUGUAGUAGAUAAAGUCAUUACUUCACUUAAAAGUAGAUUUGAGCAAUUUAACGAGUUCAAAAAUAUUUUUGGUUUUCUAUUUAGUAUAGAAAAAUUAAAAUCAUUUGAUGAGAAUACUUUAAAAGAACAUUGUUUAAAUCUUGAAAAAUCUUUAAAGCAUGAUGAUAGCUUAGAUAUUGAUGGUUUAGAUUUAUUUCACGAACUAAAACUUUUAAGACAUGUUGUACAUUUAAAAUGUGAUACAAUUAUUAAUAUACUUAAUUACAUUAAAAAGUUUAGUUCUUUUCCAAAUGCAUACGUUGCCUAUAGGAUUAUGUUAACUAUUCCUGUAACUGUUGCCUUUGCAGAAAGAAGUUUUUCUAAAUUAAAAUUGUUAAAAAAUUAUUUAAGAUCUACAAUGUCACAAGAAAGAUUAAAUGGAUUAGCUAUUUUGUCAAUUGAAAAACAUUUAGUAAAAGAGAUUGAUUAUGAAAAUUUUAUUAAAGAAUUUGCAUCUAGAAAGGCUAGAAAAAUUAACUUUAUGUCAUAA
This is a messenger RNA of Lactuca sativa (garden lettuce), 2406 nucleotides long. RefSeq lists its product as uncharacterized. Gene Ontology annotation, molecular function: protein dimerization activity. The record is from RefSeq and is a predicted model, not a curated record. Lineage: Eukaryota; Viridiplantae; Streptophyta; Magnoliopsida; Asterales; Asteraceae.